AUGAUAAAUCAAAACAAUAUUUAUUGCUUUUUUGGUAUUACUACCAUCUUUUUCUCCAUCUCAUUACAAACUCUUGCUUCUCCUACACUCCACUUUUGCCACCACGACCAGAGGGAUGCUCUUUUGGAAUUCAGAGACGAGCUUCCCAUUGAUGGGGAUUAUCUUAGUUCGUGGAACAAGAGCGGUGAUUGCUGUUUUUGGAAGGGUGUCAAGUGCGAUGAUAUAUCUGGUCAGGUGAUUUCACUCAACCUUAGUGACACAUUUCUUAACGGCUUGUUGAAAACUAAUAGUAGCCUUUUUAGGCUCCAAUAUCUUCGCCACCUAAACCUUAGCGAUUGCAAUCUCCAAGGAAAGAUCCCUUCUUCACUAGGAAACCUAUCUCGUCUCACAUUUCUUGACCUUUCUUUUAAUAGUUUUGUAGGUGAGAUUCCAGCUUCAAUAGGCAAUCUAAACCGGCUAAGAACCCUUAGCCUUGGGUUUAACCUUCUCAAAGGAGAUAUUCCUUCUUCAUUAGGAAACCUUUCUCGUCUCUUAGAUCUUGAACUAGGGACUAAUCAGUUGGUAGGUGAAGUUCCGGCUUCCAUCGGUAACCUAAAGGAGCUAAGAGUCUUGAUACUUGGCGUUAACAGCUUAAGUGGCAAUAUUCCUAUUUCCUUUGCCAAUUUAACCAAUCUUUCCUAUCUUGACAUCUACUCUAAUAACUUCAUACCGUCCAUGCUUCCAUCUUACAUGAGUGGAUUCCACAACUUGGAGAAUUUUGAUGUUAGUAUGAACUCAUUUUUCGGGCCUUUCCCUAAAUCCUUGUUCUCGAAUCAUUCGUUACAAACAGUUGAUUUGGGAGGAAACCAAUUCACGGGACCUAUAGAGUUUGUGAAUACAUCUUCUUUGUCAUCUACGCUUCGGUAUCUAUGCCUUUCUGAAAACAGAUUUGAUGGCCCAAUCCCAAAAACCAUAUCUGAAUUUCAAAACCUCCAAACGUUACGACUUAGCAACAACAAUUUCACUGGGCCGAUCCCUAGGUCUAUAUCAAAGCUAGUCAACCUCAAACGGUUACAACUUAGAGGCAACCAUUUCAUUGGGCCAAUCCCUAGGUCUAUGUUAAAGUUAGUCAACCUCGAUCAUCUUGAUCUUUCCAACAACAAUUUGGAAGGUGAAGUACCAAGUUUCUUAUGGAGAUUGGCGACCCUGAGGCUUUCUCACAAUUCUUUCAGCAGUUUUGAAAGCUCUCCACAAGAAACACUGAUCCAAGAGUUGCAUCUGAGCUCGAAUUCAUUCCGAGGACCAUUUCCUCAUUGGAUAUGCAAGCUUAAAGGGUUAAGCUUGUUAGAUUUGUCCAACAAUCUCUUCAACGGCUCCAUUCCGCCAUGUUUAAGGAAUCUCACUGUUUCUUUGAAAGUGUUGAAACUGCGUAACAACAGUUUCAGUGGAACUCUUCCAGAUAUAUUUGCCAAUGCUACAAAGCUAAGAUCAUUCGACGUAAGUCGCAACCAGCUGGAGGGAAAGUUUCCAAAGUCGUUGAUAAAUUGCAAAGCUCUGCAAUUUGUGAAUGUGGAAAGCAACAAAAUCAAGGACAAGUUUCCAUCAUGGUUGGGAGCUCUGCCAUUACUAAAUGUUCUCUUCCUCAGGUCAAAUGAAUUCUAUGGGCCGUUGUAUCAUCACCACAUGUCCAAUGCUUUUCAGAGUUUAAGAAUCAUCGUUAUAUCACACAAUGGCUUCACUGGAACUCUCCCACCAAACUAUUUUUCCAACUGGCGUGAAAUGACCACAUUAACCGAAGAAAAUAGCCAGUAUAUGGAUGAUUUUGCGAAUUAUUCUCGUAUCGAUCAGUCCAUGGAAAUGGUGAAUAAAGGAGUAGAGCUCACGUUUGACCGGAUCAACCAAGACUUCAGAGCCAUUGAUUUUUCUGGAAACAAAAUUUAUGGCAAAAUCCCUGAAUCCAUUGGCUUCUUGAAGGAACUGUGUCUGCUUAACUUGUCAGGUAACGCGUUCAGAAGCGAAAUCCCAAGAGUCUUGGCAAAUUUGACAAAGCUCGAGACAUUAGACCUAUCACGUAACAAGCUGUCUGGUCAAAUCCCUCAAGAUCUUGGUAAACUCUCAUCUCUGUCAUACAUGAACUUCUCCCAUAACCUUCUCCAAGGUCCAGUACCACGAGGCACACAAUUUCAAAGGCAAAAUUGUUCUUCAUUCGCAGACAACCCUAGACUCUCCGGUCUCCAAGAUAUAUGUGGAGAAAUCCAUGUUCCGAAUCCUGCACCAUCCCAACAACCGGAGGAAUUGUUAGAGCCGGAGGAACAAAUGUUCAACUGGGUAGCAUUUGCAAUAGCCUAUGGACCUGGUGUAUUUUGCGGAUUGGUGAUCGGACAUAUCUUCACUUCACACAAUCAUGAGUGCUUCACAGAAAGGUUUGGAGGGAGAAAAGUCAGAGUCACUAAACGUGCUCGUUAA
Arabis nemorensis is the source of this 2445-nucleotide messenger RNA. Lineage: Eukaryota; Viridiplantae; Streptophyta; Magnoliopsida; Brassicales; Brassicaceae. The record is from the annotation of a GenBank genome assembly.